UUAUGGUGCACUGCAGAGAGAGGGGUGAUGAGAUGAUAGUAGGUGAUCUCUCUCAUAUUCACGUUUACGAACAGGGAGGAAGUGCACAGCUUGCAGGCGUCCAUUCUGCAACAGUCACUACCCUCAGCGAUGGCACCUUUGACCUAGACCAGCUGAUCUCCAAGAUCCGUCACGGUUACCCUGACCCACACUACCCACGCUCCCGCCUGGUUUGUGUGGAAAACACACACAAUAUUCAGGGAGGGCGCGUCCUCCCACUCUCCUUCCUGCAGGAGCUUCGCUCUGUGGCUGAUAAUUUUGGUUUGACUGUGCAUAUGGAUGGAGCGAGGGUGAUGAAUGCAGCUGUGGCUCUGGGCGUCCAACCUUCUGCUAUACUGCAGCACUGCCACUCUGUCAGUGUGUGUCUGUCCAAG
Sinocyclocheilus anshuiensis is the source of this 413-nucleotide messenger RNA. RefSeq names its product probable low-specificity L-threonine aldolase 2. The annotation marks the transcript as partial. The transcript is spliced from 3 exons. Lineage: Eukaryota; Metazoa; Chordata; Actinopteri; Cypriniformes; Cyprinidae. Gene Ontology annotation, biological process: glycine biosynthetic process; L-threonine catabolic process. Gene Ontology annotation, cellular component: cytosol. The record is from RefSeq and is a predicted model, not a curated record. Gene Ontology annotation, molecular function: L-allo-threonine aldolase activity.